This is a messenger RNA of Leguminivora glycinivorella, 4308 nucleotides long. Its product is annotated as lysosomal-associated transmembrane protein 4A. The coding region runs from base 159 to 1088 and encodes 309 amino acids. Gene Ontology annotation, cellular component: lysosomal membrane. The record is from RefSeq and is a predicted model, not a curated record. Lineage: Eukaryota; Metazoa; Arthropoda; Insecta; Lepidoptera; Tortricidae. The transcript is spliced from 7 exons.
AAACUUUGACAUUUUUCAUAGUGUGACGUUAUUCGAUUUCGAUUCAAUACGUGAUACUUACGCGAAAUUAGGGAGAAAUUUUCUGGAAAAUAAUAUUGUGUUUUUAUUUAUUGCCUUGGCCAUAUGAAGAACGUAACCAUUUAUUAAUACAGGUGAAAAUGUUGAGGUUUCGGCCAAAGCUAGGAAGUGAGCGCAACAGUGAGUGGCGCUGCUGUUUCUGCCUCCAUGUCCGCACAGGGACCAUUCUCCUUGGAACAUGGCACUUGAUGCUGCACCUAGUGGCGCUGGGUUUCUUGGCGGCCGUGGUGCGCGACCCGCGGCUGUUGGACGAGCUGGAGAGUGACUCCAACCCCAUGCCCACACCGCUGUCCAACGUCGACAACCGGCCCGGCACCUACAUGCAGCGAGACCACAACCACAGCCUUAUCUACCAUGAUCUGGAUGUCGGUGCACUGGUUACAGUGUGCACGCUCGCCAUCACGCUCAUGCUGAUCUACGGCGCGUCGCGCGGCAAGCCGGCGCACCUGCUGCCCUUCUUCUGCCUGCAGAUAUUCGACUUCGCCAUCACUGUAUUGACAGCAACCGGUUACCUGUACUACCUGCGCUCGAUCCACCGGCUGGUCGCGGAGACGAAGCGCGUGCCGUGGCGCGAGCAGCUCCUCGCGCUGCCGGCGCCCGCGCUCGCGCUGGUGGUGCUGUCCGUGUUCCUGCUGGCCGUGCUGCUGAAGGGUUACUGCAUCAGCAUGGUGUGGCGUUGCUACAAGUACCUGACGAUGCGCGCGCACGCGCUCCACAGCCUCACUCCGUUCGUGAUCUCCGGGGAGACCCUGGCCGCCCCGCCGUACACCGCGCCGCCGCCGCAGCCUGACUACUCCAGCCUGCUGCCGGACUACGAGGAGGCCGUGAAACAGACCCCGCCGCCGUCGUACCGCGCCGCGACGCUCAUGGCGCACGCUGAUCCCGCUGUCACCACGCCGCCGACCCCACCGGGCGCCGUGGCCGGCGCAGUGCCCGGCGCAGCGAGCGUGGCGCCGCCCGCCGACACCGUGGUGAUGCUGCCGCAGCAAGGCGCUCAGGCGCGCGUUUGAAUCUCACCGGACCUGCUCCACACUCGAGACUCCACAUUAUUCAUCAAAUAUGUACAGAAUACCCGAGUACCAGGUACCUCUUUUCUGUUGCCGAAAUAUACAUUUUUAAAUCCCAAACAGGAGGUUAGUUACUACUUCAUACAAAUCAACGUAAUGUUUGAAGAAACAUUAAUAUGGAAUUGUAUUAGCAUAGAAGUUAUCUUAUCUGUACAAUGAAAAUUGAGAUUAUUUAAUAACGCGAAUCAACUAUUUCAAUGGAAUAGAACAAACUAAAACUACCAGUGGAGUCUCAAGAGCUGAUUCAAUACAGUAUAAUAAUUAUAAAGUAUUUACCAAAUCGGGAUGUAAGGGGAAACAAGAGCUUGUUUUAUUUCUGUGACUAUUGUAUACCUUAUGACAGGCACAUAAGGUGCAGUAUGUAAGUGUGUAAAAACUAAAAUGUAAUCAAUAACUGUCAAUUUUCUCAUAACGCUAAAAUGAGCCAUCGCAAACGAUUACGUUUUACUGCGAUACACGUGUCCUAAAGUGCUUUCUAAAGAACCUUCGGUUUCAGAGCGAUAACACGGGAAUAAGACAAAUCAGUGUUCGCUUUACGAUUACGUCAGAUUUCACCCGAAAACCAAAAGCCUUUUUGAAAUCUCACGGGAUGUAGACUCUCUUUCGCUCUGAGUCGCGCGUCAGCACUAUUUCCUUAGCAGUUGAUGUAUCGGUACAAAAACAGCGUAUGCAAAUGGCUCUCAUUUUUUAUUUAUCUUGUAAGCUGACUUCAUCGGUGACAUGUGACGACUCCGUUAAAAUGCAAGGAAAAUCUACUCACUCUAAAACUAUCCAAAAGAAAUAUAAACGUCAACAUUUUGUAAACAAACUCAAAAUUAUAACAAAAAAUGUAAUAAUUAUUAUUUAAUUUAUUAAAGAUAGGACAGAAAGGUCAAACAACAUCGUCUACAUUAAGAUAUAGAAAUACCUAAUAAACUAUUGAAUUGGUUACUUUUCUGGUUUCAUUUCUGACUUGAGUGUUUACCGAUGGCUUCGGUUUAUAAGCCUGCUUGUCCAUCCUAACAUAUAAAUAAAUUGAACUACCUAAAUAGUCUAAUACUAUAUCUAAUACUAUGUCUAAUAGAAAUAAAGUAUCUAGAAUCGGGGGUUGAAAGUUUUAUUUUUUGUGGAUUUACAAAAUGCUUAAUGGAUAUUAUUACGAGAUGUUUUUCAUAUGCUUUAUCUCGUGUCUAUUUGUGUAAGCGCUUCUUUUAUUUGCAACGAAUAGUCAUAAAAUUACCUAUAUGUAUGUAUACCUAACUCCGCGAAAUAUCUGUAUUAUAAAUUUGGCAACCUCAAUCCUAAUAAAAAUUUAUAUACUUUUUGGCUUUACGCGUCAAAAUACAUAUUCAAAUAAAAUUAGUGCCAUUCCGUUGUGUUUUAAAAUUUUAUUUUUAUAUUGAUCUUCUUUGUAGAUGUAUAUUCCCUUCACUUAGAUUUCAUGUCUAAAUAAUAUAAUAAUAAAACAUGUAGAUAAAACUUUAAAAUCGAAAAAUAUGUAUGUUCAUAAUAUGGAUAGAAUGUUUCCCGUGAAAGAAAGCAACGAAAACUCGCCCAACGCAUUUCUUCUAUCACAUUCCUCUCUUGACAUGUGUAUUUGCGUGAAAGGACAGAUUGUCAAUUACUAAUGCUAUCGAUAUAUAAUAAUCUCAGGAAAGGGGCUAAAGUAUUCAUGUAUAUAAGUGCCAAUACAACGUAACUAGUAGGUAGACCUACCUAAUCUGACAAAUGCACACAAUAGAAAAACUAAGCAGCGCCGUGAACUCGUAGCGCGCUCGCCUUGAUUUCACCUGCCACUCCUGCCAGUGAGGUAGGAGCCUUCAUGCCGAAACAUAAGACAAGACGUCAUAUUUAUUUGAAUUUUAUUCCUCUUCUUGACUUAUUAUACAUUGAUGCCUACGGCAAAGCACCGUCCAUAUUCAUUAUCACUGCUACAACGGGCUCCAACUAUACUAACCAAAUAGAAAUGUAAUUUACCUAUAUGUAUAAGUGUGCCGUGUACCAUGUCGACGUUCCUAAGUAGGUUCAUAGACGGUAGCGCUCGUGUAGGUGUGGUAAAAUGUAUAGUAAUCAACUGUAAGGCUUAUUCCCAGUUACCACGUUUGUACCUACAGUGAAUAUUAUUUACAUAUUUUGAAUCAAUUUUCUUAAAGGAAUCACAAGCUUCUGUAAAAUAUGAUCUUAGUAAUUACAAUUACCAGUAUGUAAUAGAAUGACGUGGUAUAACGUUUGAAACUAGCGGGGCGUGGUAAAACUGGGAAUAACCAACUGUUUUAGUCAUUACCUAACUAUUUACAAAGUCCCAGUGCUGUCGUGCCUUAUGUCCUUGUUACAUCACAAGAUAUCAUUUGUAAAGUGUUUACUACUGAGAAAGUACCGCGGGGCAGGGCUUCAGCCCUAAAACAGUUAUAACUCACAGAGACAAGUCUAGGACAAAGGUACUAAGGAUCUUGAAACAUAUUAGACGAUUUUUCUUAGCACUCAAUCAAUCUGUGUAAGAAUGUCCUAUAAAAUUUAUUGCGGACAUCUUUCUCUUUUAUUCCCAUUUAGGUGUAAUUUGAGAAACAGAGAAAGAUGUUCUCAAUUGGUGUAAAGUGUAGGUAAAGUUGACCCAUCACCAGGUGAGGCUUACAGGCGCCGAACCUGCCCCGUGGUGGGCACUGGCCCCAGCGGACCAUUCUAGGUACCCAUCCUCGCUGUAAUAAGCAGCCAUAAGUUCCAUAAGGAGCAGAUACUGGGCAAUUUUGAUUGCUUUAAAUCUCUGGUUUGCUGAGUUACGUAGACUACCUGUGCUAAGGUAUCGUAAGUAGUUUCGCAAUGGCCUAAAGUGUACAAAAGAACGAAUUCUAUUAAGUAUUAUUCUUUGCUGUGUGUACUUACUUAUUUUAUUUUCCUAGGACCAUCUACUAUUUUAAAAAUAUUACUAACCCUAUUAGGUAGGAAUUUCGGAUGGGUCAAAUGAAGUUUAUUUUUGUUAGUCUAAAAAAGAAAAAAAUUGACUUACUAUGUAGGUAUCGCUUGUAAAGUAUUUACUUUGUGGUGAAGUUUGUAUAGCAUAAUGACUAUGUAGCUAUCUUAAAAGAUCUAAACUGUAAAAUUACUAAGUAAAUUGGUGUGCUAUGUACUAAAUUAUUCACGGUAUGUAAAAUAUGUAAGUCUUAAAUAAAUACACGUAAAAUGCCAA